This is a messenger RNA of Notothenia coriiceps (black rockcod), 578 nucleotides long. Its product is annotated as ubiquitin carboxyl-terminal hydrolase 64E-like. The transcript is spliced from 5 exons. Bases 207 to 578 code for a protein of 123 amino acids. The record is from RefSeq and is a predicted model, not a curated record. Lineage: Eukaryota; Metazoa; Chordata; Actinopteri; Perciformes; Nototheniidae.
UGGAUCCAAAAUCAUGGAUCACGGAUCAAGAGCUGGGGGAAGUGUUUGAGAAAAUUAAAGUAGAAAAAUGUGGAACAGAAAACAUCACAGAGAGUUUGGGGAUUAAAAAUUUUCAUCAACAACGUGAUGCUGCCGAAUGCCUGGAGUUGAUUUUACAUAAAGUCAGUCCAAACGCCUCUGAGGUUUUCCAAGGAGAGCUGAUAUACAUGACAAAAUGCUCCAAAGGCCACAUCAUCAACGAAGAGACAAAUCCAUUCUGGACUCUUCCACUGUCGCUAACAAAUACCCCUGAUGCAACCUACAACGUGGUAAGAGGCUUUGAAAGGACUUUUGAGACAAAAUCAUACAGUGGAGACAACAUGGUGUACUGCAGCGAGUGUGAAAAGAAAACAGAAGCGACAAGUGGAUGUGACAUGGAUACAUUUCCCCAGAUUUUGGUCCUACUCCUGAAGAGAUUUGAAUUUGACUUCAACACCAUGUCAUAUUUCAAAUCAGGCUGCAGUGUGGACGUGCCAUAUACAUUACAGAAAAAGGCAAGGGGGAGAAACUUUAAAAGAUGUUCAUUAAUACACUUUUAA